Molecule: messenger RNA, 807 nt
Organism: Lingula anatina
Lineage: Eukaryota; Metazoa; Brachiopoda; Lingulata; Lingulida; Lingulidae
Source: RefSeq, a predicted model, not a curated record
CACAGGUAGAAAAGAGUCGUUAUUAUACUCUGCUGGUCGCAGCCAUCUUUAACGUGCCAUACAGGUCUAGUGCAGAGGAAGAACGACUGUUAUAUUCAAAUGUGACACGAAGAAGUGUAUUAAGUUCGUUGAAUUGAAGUGAUCGAGUUCUUGAACGAGCGAGGUCCGGUAGGGUGUACCGAAUACUACCAGGAUGGGUCUUUUAGCGUCCAGUAGGCUUGCCAAGGCGGGUUUGGGACUGUUGUUCCUGGGGAUGGGUUUACAUCUUAUUGGCUUUGCCACGCCGGAGUGGGGGACUUCGGGUAUCAACUACAGGAGAAGUUACUACGCGUCGUUGACUGAGGGUCUUUGGAUGAGGUGCUCACUUAAAGGGUGCAACUACAGAGCCGUGCCCGCGGGAUUCGUUAUUGUGACCGCUGUCUGUGAAAGUCUUGCUUUGCUGACUGUGCUGGCAGGAUUCCUAGUGCAGUGUGUAUAUACCUGCUCGGAUAGUAAGAAAACUAAGUGCAUGACAAUUACUAUCCUCGUUUUAUCGAUCAUCGCUGGACUUUGGAUGUUAAUCGGCAACAUCAUUUGGGUAGCAAGUUUAGAAAACCUCUAUGUGGGCUACUCUUGGACACUGUCCUUCAUAGGGGGUCUCUGCUGCAUUGGUGCUGCCACCUGCGCCGCUUUGGAGGGAAGACAAGUGCCCACCAAAUCUCCGCCACGACCAGAUGAGAGGGUUGAGCGAGAAGACACUGUAUGAGGUCCGAGAGCUGGGAGAGACAUUGUUCUUAUGAAAUAAUAAACUGAAGCAUUUUCACCCAU